Cloeon dipterum is the source of this 495-nucleotide messenger RNA. RefSeq lists its product as uncharacterized. The record is from RefSeq and is a predicted model, not a curated record. The transcript is spliced from 5 exons. Bases 31 to 495 code for a protein of 154 amino acids. Lineage: Eukaryota; Metazoa; Arthropoda; Insecta; Ephemeroptera; Baetidae.
UUAGUUCGUCGAUGCAACACGAGCCACAAAAUGCAGCCAGCUGCGUUUGUGCUACUAACUUUUCUAAUUUGUGCGUUGGAUGCGGACAGCGACUUCAUUUUCAGAGAUUUAGCUAUCGGAGAAAAAUCAUGGUUCCGCGAUAUAAACACGCCAGUGAUGCAGUGCUUUUUGAACAAAUGUGUCACUCCUCCACCACCACAAAUUCCACACGUCUUCAACAAAAUAUUCAGCGAUCCAGUUGAAUGUUCCAAAACGAGUGACGACUGGGUGCUAAAAUUUUCGUGCUCGCCUUCAACGACAACCCUGGAGGCUGACCCAAAAUGGGUUUUCAAAGUCAAUGGCUCAUUUUACUACAUUCCUCAGGAGCGAAAUGAAAUGAUUUUCGGAGCUGAUAAGUUUUGCCGUCGACUUGGCUUUGCGCUCGCCACUUUUGAAAACAAUUCUGACGUGUUGGACUUAAUCUGGAAAUGCAAUUCAAUCAGACCAGAAAAUUAA